Cylindrotheca closterium is the source of this 402-nucleotide messenger RNA. The record is from the annotation of a GenBank genome assembly. Lineage: Eukaryota; Bacillariophyta; Bacillariophyceae; Bacillariales; Bacillariaceae.
AUGAUGAUCAAUGAUGAUCAAGCCAACAAGAAAAGACCCGCUGAAGCAAGGGCUGACAAUAACAAAUCCAAGAGAAAGAAGAAACAAAAGGCAACGAACGAUAAUAAAACAAUGAUUGUCAUCAGCAGUGAUAGUGAUGAUGAUGGUGAGAAAUUCAAAAACAACAAUGAUGCGCCUCAAGAACCACUGCUGGAUUCUAGGGAAAAGAUUGACCAAUGGAGUAAAGCCGGAAGAUUAGUGGCCAACGGGGCUGCUCUGUACAAUGAAGAGAAGUAUGAUGAAGCAAUGAAGAUGCAUCGUCAGGUACUUGCGAUUCGAUUAAGGGUUCUUGGCAAUCGUCAUAUUCGUGUUGCCAGGACAUAUUGUGCGAUGGGGAAGAUUUUGGAGGGACAAGUCAAAUAA